Glycine soja is the source of this 605-nucleotide messenger RNA. Its product is annotated as reactive oxygen species modulator 1-like. The record is from RefSeq and is a predicted model, not a curated record. Gene Ontology annotation, cellular component: TIM23 mitochondrial import inner membrane translocase complex. NCBI's taxonomy places the organism in Eukaryota, Viridiplantae, Streptophyta, Magnoliopsida, Fabales, Fabaceae. The transcript has 3 exons. Gene Ontology annotation, biological process: protein insertion into mitochondrial inner membrane; protein import into mitochondrial matrix. The coding region runs from base 105 to 329 and encodes 74 amino acids.
UAAAACGCAGAAGCAACAAAUUGGUUCGGUUUUCACUUUCAGACUCUUUUUUCUCCUAACAACAAAACACGUCACUCGCAGUGUGCCUCUCACGCCGACUUCCUAUGGCAAGGGAUAGCUGCCUCACUCGUGUCACCGCCGGCGCCGCUAUGGGCGGCGCUGUCGGCGGCGCCGUCGGUGCUGUGUAUGGAACAUAUGAAGCUAUUAGGUACAAGGUGCCUGGACUAUUGAAAAUUAGGCAUAUUGGACAAACUACACUUGGAAGUGCUGCUAUUUUUGGUCUUUUCUUGGGUGCUGGAAGCUUGAUACAUUGUGGGAAAUCAUACUGAGGAUAAAGAUUUGUCCUCCCCCCUACUUACAGUGCUUUGGUUGCUACACUUGUAAAGUAUGAGUAGAGCAGGGAUUUACUGUUUUUUUGGUUUUCUGGAUCAUGGAAAAGGUUUUAUGGCACUACUCCUAUGAAAUUUUGCAUUUAUUUCUCCCAAGACAUUAUUACUGUUGAAAUUUCUUUGCUGGGGCUUUCCUUCUACUUUUUUGAUUCCUCAUUUUCUUCCGAGACAGUGAAUUGCUCUUGCAAUAAAAAGGAGUGCAGAUGUGUGUGUUUA